AUGAUUGACAACAAUCAGGCAAAGACAGCAGGAACUGACAAUGCACUCGACACGUGUAGCCGUAGAGUGGCUGCGUUUAACGACUUAACCAGGCUCACGUUCGGCGUAAGCUACAUUCUGAGCCAACAGGUGUCCACGCUGCUGGAUGAUACUAAACAUUUGCUGGAUCAAAUCAUGGGCAACAACUUGGAAAUACCCUGUCAGGCGAAGCCACCACGUCAAACGCAGACACACGGCUGUCGUAAACGAAAGCGAAUCAUCUCCACAAAGACGACUACGAUGUGUUUAGCCAAGCGCGCUAGAAUUAGGGAUCCUCAGCUGUUGGACGAGCAAAAUAUUGACUACUAUAGGCACAUGUUAUCGGAAUCGCAGCUGUGGAAUACAGAAACCGAAAAUCUAGAGAUUGAGCAGAUUCAGACCAUUGAAGUGGCACGCACGUGCUCAGCACAGCAUAUGAUUAGCUUCACACAUGAACUGACUAUGACGGAGCUCGGCGAGGAUAUACUGUGGAACGAUGGCUUCGGUGAAUCAAAUCCAGUGGAUGUCACUGCUCUUGAAGAGUUUCUUCCAUUUAGAAAUUCCUUAAAGCGCAAAUCGACUGAUUCAAUGCCAACUGGUGUUUUGUGCUACAAAAUGCCCAGAUUAGCAACAAGCUUGGAUCUGCCAAAUACUAACGGUAAUACGCAAGCACUCGAUCUAUAUCAAGAGAUUGAGCCACUUGCCCCAUUGCCGCCGCUUCCACCCCCAAUUGUCGCUCCGACGCCAAAGCCAAAAUUAAAGCGCAAGUUCAAAAUGAUAGAUAAAUGCAUUAGGCUAUCGCGCGAGGUGCUCUUACGCGAUAGGGAACUUCUAUUUAACAAACUGGAAAGUGCAAAACAUGUUAAACCUCAGAUUAUGAAGCAUAGUAAUAAAAGUGAAACAUUUCUGAACAGCUUUAGGCAAGAUCAUCUUUUUCCAGAACGUUUAAAAAGAGAUUUACAACUGAGCUGCGAACAAAUUGAGUUGGACUGUGAAUAUACAAUACGCGCUAUAUUCGGUGAGGAUUAUAGUGAUGAUCUGGUCGGUGAGAUCUUGUCGGCAAUUCCAGUAAGGCCUCAACCGACAAACCCCUUAGAAGAGGCUCCUAUGCCCAUGCUAGAGCCAGCUGAAAACCAUUCACCUCAUGUACUUGAGCUGCAACAAUGCAGCAAUAGCAAUAAUAACAACACGUACGAGCACAUAAAAAGUUAUGACGAAAAGAAUUUUGAUUCAUUGAGCAUCAUGAUGGAUUUGCUCAACAUAUGGCGCAAUGAUCCCGAUAGAAAGACUAUUGAUGCCAACAAGUUUGUAAAGUCCUUUCCGGAUCGCAUUAAGGCGGCUUUGGCUUUUAGCCAUUUGUUAACUCUUUCACGUGACGGAUUUAUAAAGCUCUCCGCAAAGCCGGAAUCUGUUGAAAUUGAUGCCAUUACGUUGGGCGAAGAAUCUAUCAGACUUAUCGAACAUGUUUCGAGCUUUGAACAGCUUAAUUAAUUAAAACUCAAUUCUUUGGGCGAA
Drosophila novamexicana is the source of this 1533-nucleotide messenger RNA. RefSeq lists its product as uncharacterized. NCBI's taxonomy places the organism in Eukaryota, Metazoa, Arthropoda, Insecta, Diptera, Drosophilidae. The record is from RefSeq and is a predicted model, not a curated record. The coding region runs from base 1 to 1509 and encodes 502 amino acids. The transcript has 7 exons.